GAGGCAGCGGCACUGCAGCGGCUUUCUCGCCUGCGUUCACACCUGCUCGUCCUACGCAACCCACACCCACGAUGAAUGUCAAGGAUCUAUUGAUACUGUGUCUUGCCGGAGCCCUGUUAUGUCUGGACGUCUCCUCGUCGCCUACACCACCAACAUUGCGCGAUACGCACCCCCGACCUCUCGUCAUCUGGCAUGGCCUCGGUGACUCUUAUGCUUCGCCCGGAAUUCUCGAGUUCAUCGCGAGAGUGAAGGAUAUGCAUCCUGGGAUUUUCGUGCACUCUAUAUAUGUGGACCAGAACCCGGAGGAAGACACAAGAGCUACGUGGUUUGGAAACGUCAAUGAGCAGUUGGAGCAGGUCUCUGAGCAACUUGCGAAUCACACCGAGCUGAAUGGUGGCUUUGAUGCUAUCGGUUUCUCGCAAGGCGGACAGUUCCUACGCGCAUACGUGGAGCGCUACAAUACUCCGCCAGUACACAACUUGAUCACUUUCGGCGCACAACACAUGGGUAUCUCAGACAUACCCGGAUGUCGCCCGCUGGACGUCGUAUGCCAGCUCGCACGUCGAGCCGCGCAAGGCGGCGUCUACACGGACUGGGCUCAGAAGAACCUUGUUCAGGCGCAAUAUUAUCGUGACCCUGCACGCCUGGACAUGUAUCUCGCCUCCAACCAAUUCCUGGCCUCCAUCAACAACGAAUUGCCAGACACCGCAAACAGCACCUACAGCGACAAUCUCGUCUCGCUGAACAAGCUGGUACUUGUGCUCUUCCUGCAGGACAAAACGGUUGUUCCGAAGGAGAGCAGCUGGUUCGGAUCCUACGCGGUGCCGGACAACGGGACGAAUGCGAAGACCAUCGUGCCGAUGCGCAUGCAACCCCUUUAUCUCGAAAACUGGAUUGGGCUGAAAACCCUGGACCGGCGCGGCGACGUCAUCCUCGAGACCUGCGAGGGCGAGCACAUGCAGCUGUCUGAUGAUUGCUGGCUGCCUCUUGCAAAGAGGUUUGUCGGAGGCCUUGUCGAGGAUACCCGCGAGGUUUUGCUUGUCCAGUGAUACCUCGACUGUAUGCGCAUAAAAUAUCGAGAUACCUCCUCUGUAUAAGUUGUAGUAUGUAUGUAUUGUAUCUUGUUCUGAUGGUCGUGACUGGUACGUUGCAUCAGAUCAUAAUGUCGUUAACAGGCAUCUCCAUGGUUCCUUCCAGCAAUUGAUCCAGAACG
Molecule: messenger RNA, 1213 nt
Organism: Laetiporus sulphureus 93-53
Lineage: Eukaryota; Fungi; Basidiomycota; Agaricomycetes; Polyporales; Laetiporaceae
Product: alpha/beta-hydrolase
Exons: 4
Coding region: 72-1049 (325 amino acids)
Cellular component (GO): lysosome
Molecular function (GO): palmitoyl hydrolase activity; thiolester hydrolase activity
Source: RefSeq, a predicted model, not a curated record